AUGGGGAAGGUUACAACUUCUUCAACACCGCCUUUGUCUCAAGAAGCUUCCAAUUUUGAUGAGGUUUAUAUGCAGCAAAGCUUGCUCUUUGAUGAUAGUCUCAGGGAUUUGAAAAAUCUGAGAACGCAGUUAUAUUCGGCAGCUGAAUAUUUUGAACUUUCGUAUACCAACGAUGACCAAAAACAGAUCGUGGUAGAAACACUGAAGGAUUAUGCUAUCAAAGCUCUUGUAAAUACAGUGGACCAUUUAGGUUCUGUGACCUAUAAAGUGAAUGACUUGUUGGAUGAGAAGGUUGUUGAAGUUUCUGGAGCAGAGCUACGUGUAUCUUGUAUUGAACAGAGAAUAAGAACAUACCAAGGGUGUAUGGAUCACAAGGGGAUUACACAACAGUCGCUGGUGAUCAGUACUCCAAAAUAUCACAAGCGUUAUGUCUUGCCAGUUGGGGAGACCAUGAUUGGUGCGAACCUCACAAAGUCGAAAUAUGUUGGAUGUAGCCUUGAGGACGAAGAAGAGUGGCCUCACCUUAGAAAUGUUGUUCGAGCUACAAUUAGAGAAACGCCAACGACAACGAGUAAAGGGCGUUCACCAUCACCUUCUGUACAACCUCAGAGACCUGGACCCUUUUCGUUCACUUCAACAAUGCCCAAAAAAGGUUUAGAGAAACGGUCCGUUUCACCAUACCGGUUCCCGCUUCUACGUAGCGGAUCUCGGUCAAGUAGACCUACAACACCAAAGAUGAGCAGAUCAAGUACUCCAAACCCAAGCAGACCAAUCACACCAAAUCCUUCUAAUGCAGCAAGACAAAGGUACCCUUCGGAGCCUCGCAAAUCAGCUUCAAUGCGAUUAUCUGCUGAAAGGGACAACGGAAAAGAGGUAGAACAAUAUCCGAGUAAAAGUAAAGGCCUCUUGAAGGCCUUAUUAAGCAGACGCAAGUCUAAGAAGGAUGACACACUUUAUACAUACUUGGACGAGUAUUGA
Vicia faba (fava bean) is the source of this 978-nucleotide messenger RNA. The record is from the annotation of a GenBank genome assembly. Lineage: Eukaryota; Viridiplantae; Streptophyta; Magnoliopsida; Fabales; Fabaceae.